Messenger RNA from Platichthys flesus (European flounder), 2211 nucleotides. RefSeq names its product acetylcholinesterase collagenic tail peptide-like. Bases 48 to 1439 code for a protein of 463 amino acids. The transcript is spliced from 17 exons. The record is from RefSeq and is a predicted model, not a curated record. Lineage: Eukaryota; Metazoa; Chordata; Actinopteri; Pleuronectiformes; Pleuronectidae.
UGUUUGUGUGUUUCAGGGAAACUAGAGUAAACAAGUAAAGCAGUAGAAUGGACCUGGUCAAAAUUGCAGUGUCCUUCCACCUUCUCCUGAGUCCUGCGUGGGCCUCCUCCCAUCACCCUUUCAUGGACAGCAUCCUCUCCGCCAAGUCAGCCCUCAGGGUGCUGGAAGAGCCGAUGAGGUUCGACCCCUGUUGCCUCGUGUCUCCGCCUCCGCCGCUGUUCUUCCCUCCGCCGCCUCAGCUGUGGAAGCGAGGCAGCCCUGAUUACAUUAGCCUGUUGGAGCCAAGUGUUGGUGGAGGAGAGGGGCAGCAAAGAGAAAAACCUGUAACACCUGAGGGGUGUUCGCCUGGACCCCCCGGACCUCCUGGACCCCGGGGCCCAGACGGACAAGGUGGAUUGCCUGGCAUCAGAGGACCGAAAGGAGAGAAGGGAGAAAUUGGACGCCCGGGGUCAAAGGGUCGUACAGGAGCACCAGGUCUCCCCGGGAAACAAGGGCAACCUGGAUGGCCUGGUCCUGAGGGACUCACGGGUGAGAAAGGGGAUUCAGGACUCAUGGGAUUACCAGGAUUGAGGGGCCCACCAGGGACAAAGGGUUUACCUGGCUACAAAGGAGAUAAGGGGUCUCGUGGUGACCUGGGGUCAGCAGGACCAAAAGGCGAUAAGGGUUCCAUUGGUUUGUCCGGGAUGCUUGGCCAGAAGGGUGAGCAGGGGCCGAAGGGAGAGCCAGGAGUCUCAGGGAGGAGAGGACCAACUGGGCGGCCUGGGAAGAGAGGCAAACAGGGCAUGAAGGGCCAGACUGGAGCCUCAGGAGUCAUGGGCCCUUCAGGUCCCCCAGGUCCAAAUGGCCUUCCUGGUCCACCUGGUCCACCUGCCUCAGGUCUCUAUCUAGAAGGUGAAAAAGGAGAGAAGGGACUCCCUGGUGCACCAGGUCGCUGUGACUGUGACACCACGCCUGGAGCUAAUAAUGCUCCUUUCGGAAGCUACACACAACGGGGGGGCUCCAAUAAAGUCCCUGCAAUAUUUGUGGUCACCAAUAAAGAGGAGAUGGGCCGUCUCCAUCUGGACAAUGCACUGGCAUUUAGGAAGGAUCAGAGGAUGCUGUACUUUAAAGAUAAAGAUGGAUGGAAGCCCAUACAGCCCUUCCAGGCGUUCCAGUCCACAGAGAAAGUCCCAGACAGAGAGGGGGUGUGUGGGGACGGGAAGGUGCAGGCCCAGCACGGAGAGGAGUGUGAUGAUGGAAACCAGAUUGUCACUGACGCUUGCCUCAACUGCAAGUGGGCCUACUGUGGAGACGGCUACCGACAUGAAGGCAUGGAGGAGUGCGACGGAAAGGACUUUGGUUAUCAGACCUGCAAGUCCUAUCUUCCUGGAUCCUUUGGGCAACUCCGAUGCACAGACUCCUGCCUUAUUGAUUCGACCGGUUGCAAGUACUUCACCUGAUCUGAAAAGUUAACAGCCGCAUUGCGACUUUGCAAUUCCUCUGUCUGAUCACGGGGAGUAAACAUCAGAUUUCUAUGGAAGUUUCGCCCCUUAAAAAAACCUGACGGACUGAGAGGGAAUUAAAGGGCCGCUCUGGUGCCUGCUCUGAGCCAUGGAUAGUUAUGGAAGUCAGCUUUCCAAUCGACUGCCUCCCUCGCUGGAGGUUUAACUCUUUUGCUGGGCCUCGGAAGAACAGCUACUGUCACAUCAUUGGCUGCAGCACUGUUAUUGACACUUUUGAUUGUGGGAAACAUUUAACAAAACAUAUGACCUAUGAAAUAGUUACAAUAUGUAUGACUUGCUGACUGUUAAUGCAUAAAUAAGCUGUGAUCUCAACUUCUUUUGUAGUGACAGAGAAAAAAGAGCCUUUUCCAAAAGAGCCAAUGAUAUUAUGGAUACUAUAUGUAAUGUAGUAUGCACAUAUGUGUGAAUAUUUAUGUACAUUAAAUUAGAAAACAAAUAUUUAUGAAGUACAGUGCUGUCAUAUUGCAUGUAAAUGUGUUUCGGUGCACAGCAGACUGCUCUAACCUGUACUGUAAAUGUACUCGCCAAAGUGUGGCCCUCUAGAAAAGAAGGUGAUCGAAGGAAAAUGAAUGCCGAAUGAUUUGAAUUUCUCACCAGCUUAAUUACACUGCUCUGUGACACCAAGAUGACUCCAAUAUGAAUUCACUGAAAUGUGAUUAACUGCAUGACAUGAAUGUAUAAUUCAUAAAACACUGUACGCCAAUAAAGA